AGAACAUAGGUCCGUGAAGGAAUUACCAGCACAAAGACUACCUCAUAACCACAAACAAAAUGGCUUAUACAAACAUCAACAUACGUUUUGUUUUCUACUGGCGUGAUUUGCUGGUAAUUGCCGCAGCGACGUAUGGCACAGACAAGCUCAUCAGUCACGCGUGUGACUACAACCAGCACGAUAACCACGGACGUUCCAUUAUCAUUGCCAGCGUUGCCAAGUCAAAGAAGGCCAUGGACAGGAAUGCUGCCUCCGCUGCUACUAGUGGUUUGCAUUUACACAAUGUUCGUUACAAAGGUCAGUACAGCCCAAGUGGCCAUAACGUCUGUGUCAAUCCUGGAGACGGAUACAACGGGCUGCCGGACUCUGCUCGGAACCACUGCACCACGUACGCCGCUGCCGGGGUCUACUGCACACACAACACCGACAUCCAGUUACACGCUCCAGCUUCGAGGUUACACUCGUUGACGAAGACCGAUGCUAACCGUGUUUUCUUGUUCGGUUAAUUAUCUUGAAUUGAU
Molecule: messenger RNA, 521 nt
Organism: Mya arenaria
Lineage: Eukaryota; Metazoa; Mollusca; Bivalvia; Myida; Myidae
Exons: 4
Coding region: 60-506 (148 amino acids)
Source: RefSeq, a predicted model, not a curated record